CUAAACACUUGAAUUUCUCUAGUCAUCGUGAUGUUUAACAAUCAGUUUUGUGUCAUCACUUGACAAGCAGCGUUCAUUCCACACAGUGUUCUAUUCUCAGUUUUAAAGUUACUUCCAAAGAUGUCAGACGCGAGUUUAGAUUUGUUGAGUUUUUCCAACCCAGUAUUCGAUUCUUAUGCGUACUGGGGCGCUAUUUUGGUGAUCAAGUGCAUGCUGAUGAGCAUAUGGACAGGCUAUUUUCGAUUCAAAAACCACACGAUUGUCAAUUCCGAAGAUCUGAAAAUAGCCGAAGCGCUUGGUCAUCGUAAUGUAAAACUGAAUACGAAUGAUCCAGAUGUUGAGCGCGUUCGACGCGGUCAUUUAAAUGAUUUGGAAAAUAUUUUGCCGUAUCUAUUUGCUGGUUUGUUCUAUGUAUUAACCAAUCCAUCGGUUGGCGUGGCGUCGACUCUCUUUAAAUUGGCAGCUUUGGCUCGUAUUGCUCACACCAUCGUCUAUACCGUCAUUGUGAUUCCACAACCAGCUCGAGCACUCACAUGGUUCAUUCAAUACUUCAUCGCAAUCUACAUGGCUGUUUCAGUUGUACUCUAUAGCAAAUAAUUGUGAAAUAUUUAUUAUCCAAUAAAAAUCGAUAUGAUAACAGUUAUCAAUGAUCAAGUGCGGAAGUGG
Messenger RNA from Sitodiplosis mosellana (orange wheat blossom midge), 666 nucleotides. Its product is annotated as microsomal glutathione S-transferase 1-like. The transcript has 3 exons. NCBI's taxonomy places the organism in Eukaryota, Metazoa, Arthropoda, Insecta, Diptera, Cecidomyiidae. The record is from RefSeq and is a predicted model, not a curated record. Gene Ontology annotation, cellular component: membrane. Bases 121 to 597 code for a protein of 158 amino acids.